CUCACUUCACUUCUUCUACUUCCAACAUUUUCAUUCUUCUCUUCUUAUUAUAUCUUUUUUGUUAUCUUCAUUACUAAAGCAAAAUACUCAGUUUAGUUCCCUUUGAAGAGAAGAAGAAUAUGGCAAAAAGUGGAUACAAUGUUAGCUUCUUGUUGCUUCUGUCAAUGUUCUUGAUAUUGCUCACUUUCACCAAUAUGGUUGAGGGUUACAACAAUCUCCAGCCUAGAGAUUGCAAGCCAAGAUGUACUUAUCGAUGCUCAGCAACAUCACACAAGAAGCCAUGUAUGUUCUUUUGUCAAAAGUGUUGUGCUACUUGCUUGUGUGUGCCUCGUGGAGUUUAUGGCCACAAACAAACAUGCCCUUGCUACAACAAUUGGAAGACUCAAGAAGGAAAACCAAAAUGCCCUUAAAUAUUAAUUAGGGCGAAAUUCUUUCAAUAUAAUUAAUAGUCGAAAAAAAGACUAUUGUCGUUGUGUUUUUGUAUCGGCGUAACUUAAUUUCUUUUGCAGUUUUAAGUAUAUUUACACGUUUUGUAUUUCUCUACUUUGUUGUUACUGAAGUCUAAGAUGAGUUGUCGUACCGGAGCAAUAUGGUCCGAGGAUUCAUAAGCCGACUCCAACUUGUUUGGAAUUGAGUUGUUGUUGUAGUUUGUUUUUACCAUCAUGAGAAUGUAAUAACUUAUUUAUUGAAUCGAGUCUAUUUUAUAAUUUUUAAUU
Messenger RNA from Nicotiana attenuata, 716 nucleotides. Its product is annotated as protein RSI-1. NCBI's taxonomy places the organism in Eukaryota, Viridiplantae, Streptophyta, Magnoliopsida, Solanales, Solanaceae. The record is from RefSeq and is a predicted model, not a curated record. The transcript is spliced from 3 exons. Bases 120 to 410 code for a protein of 96 amino acids.